Messenger RNA from Capsicum annuum, 2484 nucleotides. RefSeq names its product F-box/LRR-repeat protein 3. Gene Ontology annotation, molecular function: protein binding. Gene Ontology annotation, cellular component: SCF ubiquitin ligase complex. Gene Ontology annotation, biological process: SCF-dependent proteasomal ubiquitin-dependent protein catabolic process. The record is from RefSeq and is a predicted model, not a curated record. Lineage: Eukaryota; Viridiplantae; Streptophyta; Magnoliopsida; Solanales; Solanaceae.
ACUUCUUUAUAUCAUCAAAUUCACAUGAACACUACAAUAUUACAUCUCCACCUCCCAAUCUUCCUCUAAAAAUUUCCACUUAAAAAUUUCUUUUUAUCCAAAUCUAACCCAUAAUUUGCUUGCAAGAACCAUAAAGGUCCAAUCUUGGCAAACAAUGAAGAAGCAAAAGCAAAUUUCACAAUCCAAUUACAACCCAUUUGAUUUUCUAUCCGAAGAAAUUGUCUUUUCAAUUCUUGAUUAUCUUAGUGACAACCAAUUUGACAAAAAAUCAUUCUCACUUGUUUGUAAAUCAUUUUUUGCUAUUGAAUCCUACCAUAGGAAAACCUUGAAACCAUUUAGGCCAGAACACUUAACAAAGAUUCUUAACAGAUACCCACAAAUUACCAAUCUUGAUCUUUCCCUUUGUCCAAGAAUUACAGAUGGAACACUAACAGUUAUAGCUAGUUUAUGUAAAGAAAUGUUGAGGUCAAUUAAUCUUUCAAAGUCUAAGUUUUUUACCCAUGUGGGAUUGUCUAAUUUAGUGAUGAAUUGUGGGAAUUUGGUUGAGAUUGAUUUGUCAAAUGCUACUGAGUUGAAGGAUGUGGGUGCUGCUGCAUUAGCUGAGGCAAGGAAUUUGGAGAGGUUGUGGUUGGUGAGGUGUAAGUCUAUAACUGAUAUUGGACUUGGGUGUAUUGCUGUUGGAUGUAGAAAGUUGAGGUUGAUUAGUUUGAGAUGGUGUUUGGGUGUUGGUGAUCUUGGUGUUGGUUUGAUUGCUGUUAAGUGUAAGGAGAUUCGUAGUUUGGAUCUUUCUUAUCUGCCGAUCACUAAUGAAUGCUUAUCAUCAAUCUCAAAACUGCAAUAUCUUGAAGAUUUGGUUCUAGAAGGUUGUUAUGGAAUUGAUGAUGACAGCCUUGCAUCCCUCGAGCAAGGCUGCAAGUCACUGGAGAAACUUGAUAUGUCAAGCUGUCAGAAUGUUAGUCAUGUGGGUUUGUCAUCUCUCACCAGCUGCGCUGGAUGUCUGCGGCAACUUAUAUUAGCAUAUGGUUCUCCAGUAACACCAGCUGUCGCAGAUAGCUUGCAGAAGCUUUCCAGGUUGCAAUCCGUUAAACUAGAUGGUUGCCAAGUUACGUGCUCUGGACUGCAGGCUAUUGGAAAUUGGUGUGUUUCACUUAAAGAACUGAGCUUAAGUAAAUGUCUGGGAGUGACAGAUGAAGGUCUCUGCUCCCUCGUAACAAAGCAUAAAGAUUUGAGGAAGCUUGAUAUUACUUGUUGCCGCAAGAUAACUCACGUAUCAAUUUCCCAUAUAAUGAAUUCCUGUGCCCUCCUUACAUCUCUCAGGAUGGAGUCUUGUACUCUCGUCCCAAGAGAAGCUUUUGUUCUAAUUGGACAGCGCUGUCAGUACCUUGAAGAGCUUGACCUUACAGACAACGAAAUUGAUGAUGAAGGGCUGAAGUCUAUUUCCAAGUGUGUCAGCCUUUCCAGCUUAAAGUUAGGGAUCUGCCUGAAUAUAACCGAUCAGGGUCUUAUCCACCUUGGCAUGUCCUGCGUAAAUCUUAAGGAGCUUGACUUGUAUAGGUCUGCUGGAAUUUCCGACUUGGGACUAUUAGCAAUUACUCGUGGUUGUACUGGCCUUGAAAUGAUCAAUAUUGCCUAUUGCAAUCAGAUUACCGAUGGCUCGUUCAUAUCUAUAUCAAAGUGCUCAAAGUUAAAUACACUCGAAAGUCGGGGUUGUCCUUUUGUCACAUCUUUAGGUCUUGCAGCUGUUGCUGUGGGAUGUAAGCAACUUACCACACUAGACAUCAAAAAGUGCCAGAACAUUGAUGAUGCCGGAAUGAUUCCACUUGCUCACUUCUCGCCAAAUCUCAAGCAGAUAAAUUUAUCCUACACUUCAGUGACCGACGUGGGGCUGUUGUCUCUUGCCAGCAUCAGCGGUCUACAGAACAUGACAAUCCUGCACCUCAAGGGUUUAUCUCCUGGUGGACUAGGAGCUGCACUGUUGGCUUGCGGCGGACUUACUAAAGUUAAGCUGCAGACAUCAUUUAAAUCAUUGUUACCACAACCUCUUCUUCAACAUUUAGAAGCCCGAGGUUGUGUCUUCCAAUGGAGAGAGAAACCAUUUCAGGCCGAAGUAGAUCCAACAUGCUGGAAAAUUCAGCUGGACGAUUUAGAGUGAAGAUUCAAGGCGUCUGCUUGAGCCAUUUAUGCCAGUGUCCUAUGGUGAAAUCGAUCGUCGGCCCAAAGCCUCGGGGGUCAUUACUUCAUCUGCGAGCACUUCAUCAGGCAAGGUGCAUUGUUUAUGGUGACCGUUUUCCCUGUUUAGUGUGUGCAACUUGUCCGUCUAUAUUCGCUAAUUGCUUCGUAAAUUCCAAGACACAAACUCGUCGGCCAUUCAGCAUUUACCUGGCAUAAAAUCAAUUUUGUCAAAAAUGUUUGUGUGACUAUUAAACAGAUCGAAAAAGCAUGUUUAUACUUUGAUUUGAGCUCUAUAGUUGGUUUGCGAAUGUC